Papaver somniferum (opium poppy) is the source of this 1209-nucleotide messenger RNA. RefSeq lists its product as uncharacterized. NCBI's taxonomy places the organism in Eukaryota, Viridiplantae, Streptophyta, Magnoliopsida, Ranunculales, Papaveraceae. The record is from RefSeq and is a predicted model, not a curated record. Bases 1 to 1209 code for a protein of 402 amino acids. The transcript is spliced from 3 exons.
AUGAAGAUAAUAUACUGGAAUAUUAGGGGCCUAAGAAGACCUAGGGAUCAGGAUAAACUAAGGUCUUUGGUGCAUCAGUUUAGUCCUUCUUUAGUGUGGAUUGCAGAACCAAAAGUAAAAUGCAGUGCUUCUUUUUGUGAAAAAUUAAACUUAGCUGGAAUGCAGAGUAUGGUGAUUCAUAACUACUCUUCAAAUAAUAAAGGUAACAUAUGGUUAUUCUGGAAUAAAAAUAUUACAACUCCUCAAGUAAUUUUAGUUUCUAGUCAAAUGAUCACAGUUAGUAUUGGAGAUGUUCUUGUAUCUGGAAUUCAUGCUCAUGUCAAGAAAGUUCAAAGAAGAUUCUUAUGGUCUGAGAUGGAGAUAAUUAGUGAUCUUAAAAAACCUUGGAUUGCUUUAGGUGAUUCUAAUGCAGUCAUUUCACAAGAUGAAAAAAUGUGUGGCAAGUCUCCAAAUAGAGCUUCAAUGUUAGAUUUCUCAACUUGUUUAGACAAUUGUGAACUAAUUCAAGCUCCUAAAACUGGAUUACAAUUCUCAUGGUCUAAUUGUCAACAAGGAAAGAACAAAAUCAUGUGCACACUUGAUAAAGUUGUGUUUAAUCAACAAUGGUUGCAAAAAUAUGGAGAUUGGGUCUAUAAAGUUGGGUUAAGAAUUGUUUCUGAUCAUGCUCCAUUAUUAGGAGGUUUCUCUAAUAUUCCUAAGACACAUAACAUUCAAAAGAUGUGUAUUUAUCACCCAGAGUUCUUGUCAGUAGUUAAAGAGUGUUGGUCUCAACACAUAGCUGGUGAUCCUGCUUAUGUCUUUAUGCAUAAGUUAAAAGUUAAAAUUAAAGAAGCAGAAGAAAAAUUUAAAAUAGCAAUGCAACAUUCAGAUAACAAUCCCUUUGAUGAAGAAGCUUUACACAACCUUGUGACAGCUCAGAAUGAACAUGCUACUAGAGAGGUACAAGCUAAUACUCUAUUAAGUUAUACCACUUCAGAUCAAGCAAUGUUGGAUGCAGUACCAAGCAAUGCAGAGAUUAAAAGCAUCAUUUUUGAAAUGGAUCCAGAAAGUGCUCCUGGUCCUGAUAGUUUUUAUGGUAUUUUCUAUAGAUAUUGCUGGGAAAUCAUCUGCAAUGAUCCAGUAGCAGCAAUUCAAUUCUGUUGGGAGAGAAAAUUCAUUCCAAAAGGGCUCAAUUCCAAUUUCUUAGUUCUUCUUCCAAAAUGUCAAUGA